AUGACCAAGGUCUUCGUCGGGAUCGCGGUCGGCCUCAUGGCCCUCAAGGCGCUCGCGAUCGCGACGACGCAUGGCUUGGCCGCCGGCGACGUCGUCAUCGAGGGCGUCCUCGUCUUCCUCAUGGUCGUGUCCUACGCUGGCGCCAUCUUCGUCUCGCCCUCGCUCUCGGUGGCCGCGCUCCUCUCGCCCGAGGACGGGGACAUCGACACCGAAGCCCGCUACUGUGAGAAAUGCGACUGCGUCAAGCCCGAUAACUUCCACCAUUGCUCUGUCUGCAUGCGCUGCAUCUCGCGCAUGGACCACCACUGCCCAUGGACGUCCAACUGCGUCGGCGAGCGCACCAAGAAGAUCUUUAUCCUCUUCCUCUUCUACACGUCGCUCUCGUGCCUUUGGUCGGCGUCGCUUCUCGUGGGCUCGACGGGCCACCGCAGCCUCUUUGUGUCGUUCAUUACCGUGCUGAGCUUUGGCGUUGGGUUCCUCCUCGGCGGGUACUGUCUCUUCCAUCUCUACCUCCUCUCGCAGGGCAAGACGACGCUGGACUUUAUGGCCGGUCGUAGCGGCAACGCGCUGGGUUUUGCCGCGAACCUGCGCGUCUACUUUGGCCACGAGUGGUGGCUCUACUUGGUGCCCAUCGUGCCGCCGUCCAUUCGCUUCGGUCACCUCCAGUCGCUGCGGUCGGACGACGAGCGCGCCGGGCUGCGUGGCGACGCCGUAUGA
Messenger RNA from Saprolegnia diclina VS20, 717 nucleotides. RefSeq lists its product as hypothetical. Gene Ontology annotation, molecular function: protein-cysteine S-palmitoyltransferase activity. The transcript has a single exon. The record is from RefSeq and is a predicted model, not a curated record. Gene Ontology annotation, biological process: peptidyl-L-cysteine S-palmitoylation; protein targeting to membrane. Gene Ontology annotation, cellular component: Golgi apparatus; endoplasmic reticulum. Bases 1 to 717 code for a protein of 238 amino acids. Lineage: Eukaryota; Oomycota; Saprolegniomycetes; Saprolegniales; Saprolegniaceae.